GGCCGGGCACAAUUCACGCUGCGCCACGCAGCCGUGACACUGGUGGGGACCCCCCCAGGACCCCCAAACCCAAGCUGGGACCCCCCCAUCCCCAUUCCCUGUCCCCCCCCCUCCAUGGGGCUGGCACCCCUUGGCACCCCGCUCGCCCCCCACCACCCUCCUGCACCCCCCUGGCCGGGCAGAGCCCCGGGGUCCUGGGGUGUGUGGGGUGCCCACGCGGCCGUGGCUGCUGGAUGUUGGUCCCCGAGGUGGGGGCAGUUUUGGUGACCCCCCCGGACCCGGCUACGCCCCGGUGCGGUGACACGGGGCCGGCAGGGCCCGCCUGUUCCUCUUUCCGCACAGAGCCAGCCGCAGCGGGGUGGCCAUGGGGCACCCCACAACCGCGCUGCUGCUGCUGCUGCUCCCCGCGGCCACCUCGGCCUCCUGCUUCUCCGCGGAGUUGGCCAAGCAGGAGAACCUCUCCAACAGCACCCCGGGGUGUGCAGAGCUGGACUGGAGCAUCUUCAGGCAGCAGCGCCGGCUGCUCCUGGCCCACAACGGCAUCGGCGCCGUGCGCCCCACAUCCCAAGUGGAUCCCACUCUGGAGGAGCUGGACCUGUCGCACAACGCCCUGCGGCGGCUCCCCGACGCCUUCCUGCAGCAGGCACGGAGCCUGCGGCAGCUCCUCCUGGGGCACAACCAACUGCAGGGGCUCCCCGAUGGCUUUUUCGCCUCCACGGUCGCCCUGCAGAGCUUGGAGCUGCAGGACAACCCCCUGCCCGCCGUCCCCAGCAGCGUUUUCCACCCCAGCCUUGAGCCUCCUGACCGUGCCGUGCCGCUGCGACGCGGUGCGCAGCGUGCUGGACGCCUGCGCCCGCGCCGCCAACCUCAGCUGCCUCUGCGCUGCGCCCAACGGCACCUUCAACGUCUCCAAUUUCCACGAGCGACAGUGCCCAGGAGGCCCAAAGGUUGUGGCCGCUGCCGUCGGGGCCACCGCCGCGGUGGUGGCCGUGCUGGUGGCGGUGGCCGUCGGUGUCGCCGUGCGCCGCCGGAGGAGGAAGGCGGCCACCACCACCACCGCGGGAUGGGGCAAACGGGAAUCCGCCGGGGCCCAUGGGCAGCCCCGGUACAUCAGCCACGGGGCUGAGAGCGGCCCCACUGCUGCCACCGCUGCUCCGGGUGUGAGCGUGGCACCCGAAUAUGAGAACGUCUUCAUCAGCCCCUGCGUGGGCACGGGCACGGCCCCGCGCAUGGAGGGACGCCGGGGUGGCAGCAGGCGCAGUACAGCCCGCAGGUUCCCACGGACGACACCUAUUUUAUGGAGAGCGACGCCGGGGAGCAGCCCAUCUACGCCAACACGGGGCCCCCCAGCGAGGAGGUCUACGUCGUCCCCGACAAGUGAGGGGACAGGGACCCUGGCGGGGGGCGGGGGUCACAGCUGCCCGGUGGCCGUGAUGGGGAAGCAGAGGGUUGGGUUUUGGGUUAGUUUUUGUUUUUUUUUUUUUUUUUUUUUGCAAUUAAAGCAAAACUGCUCUGCAGUCGUUUCCUGCCUGGGAUGGGGAGCGGAAGCGGCCGCUUCUCCCCGGGCUUUGCACCCAGGGGACGGCGACGGGUGGCCCCCACCAGAUGUGGGGUCCCCCGGGGGUCCCCAGGGCUGGGUUAGGGGUGCAGGGGGUCCCCCCGCACCCUGCUGGGAGCAUCGGGUUCCCAGGAAGGGCUGGGUGCCGUGGGGCACCCGCGGUGUGCGGCUCCUCUUUUGGGGUGUCGGGGUGGCCGUGAACGUGGGGACGCGCCUGGUGGUUGGGGACACCCAGGAAAUGGGAUCGACCUCGCUGUUUUCCUGCCAAAUCUGUCAGUUUGGGGUAAAGAGGAAAGGCACCGCUUUGGGACAAGAUCUCCAAGGCCAUCACUGUGAGGGUACAAACCCUGGGAGAUGGCUGGAGGGGAAGGGGGACAUGGGGCCAUGGCGCACCCAGGUGCCCUCCCAGCCCUGUGCGGGUCUCGGGGUUGCUCCACCGUGAUGCAUUAAAUGUUGUAACUGCCCCAAA
Molecule: messenger RNA, 2027 nt
Organism: Anas platyrhynchos (mallard)
Lineage: Eukaryota; Metazoa; Chordata; Aves; Anseriformes; Anatidae
Source: RefSeq, a predicted model, not a curated record